Messenger RNA from Mitosporidium daphniae, 711 nucleotides. RefSeq lists its product as uncharacterized. Lineage: Eukaryota; Fungi; Microsporidia. Gene Ontology annotation, biological process: 7-methylguanosine mRNA capping; polynucleotide 5' dephosphorylation. The record is from RefSeq and is a predicted model, not a curated record. The transcript has 2 exons. Bases 1 to 711 code for a protein of 236 amino acids. Gene Ontology annotation, cellular component: mRNA capping enzyme complex. Gene Ontology annotation, molecular function: polynucleotide 5'-phosphatase activity.
AUGGCGGCAUCUUUACCCUUGAUCUUUGCUACACGCACCCCUUCCUUUGACGGGUGUGUCCUUGCAUUGGUGUCCUUUUUGCGGUCAAAAAAGCUUUCAACAGACGGGUUAGAGGAAUCCAAAUAUAUUAAAUUCCAAUCGGAUAUGUCUCCUCAUCUCCACUCGGCAUUGAAUUCUAUCCUAAACAAAGAGGUCGAAGCGUCUGCAUCUAAAACAGGUGCAUACCUCUCGUACCAGCGGCAUAGGAUUGUCGAUAGAUUCUACCAUGGAGAUACUGGGAAUAUAAGAGUCACUACUGACGAGGCCACCGGGAAAAUACUCUGUUCCGUCAUCAAAGAGAGAAUAGCAGAUAUGCAUGUCCACUUUCCAAAUUCCCCCUUUGACAUUCGGAUUUCAGUGAGUGUGGAAAAACCUGCGUUGCUCUCUGAAAAGGAGGUCACUAAAAGAUCCCCAAAGUAUGAACGCAUCAAGAACAGAGUUUCAUAUAGCUUGCACCAACAAGCCAUACCCCAUCCAACUGCCUUCCUCAUUUGUGACCUGACCCAGGUAACUUCAAAUACCUCAGAGCCAAUGACCCAUGAAUUUGAAGUGGAACUUUGCGACCCCAAAAAUCUCACACAUGAAAAUGGUGCAUUUGAGUCCAUCGUGUGUGCUUAUUGGACAUCUAUUCGCCAAUUGGCCUUCUCCCUUGCAGGUCCAGUUAAAUUUUAA